AUGACUGAAGGAGCCGGCAACCUGGCGGUUAACGCUAUCCCAAUCGCACUCUUACUAGUCAUCGCCGUCAUCGUCGUUUCAUGUAUCUACGUCGGAAUACAACGCCAUCUGAAGCAACGGCUGGCAAAAAAGAAGAGGGAAAUGGAGUCUUCUGCUGUGGUUUCGGAGGUGCCGGAUGUAGAACGAGGAGUAAAGGUUUUACCUACUACCGUUCACGUUCAAUUGCCAGGAAUAAUUUCGACCGUACGGCACCCCGAAACAGACCCGCCGAGGUCUGCAAAUGAUACUGUUUGA
Messenger RNA from Marasmius oreades (fairy-ring Marasmius), 294 nucleotides. RefSeq lists its product as uncharacterized. The record is from RefSeq and is a predicted model, not a curated record. Bases 1 to 294 code for a protein of 97 amino acids. The transcript has 2 exons. NCBI's taxonomy places the organism in Eukaryota, Fungi, Basidiomycota, Agaricomycetes, Agaricales, Marasmiaceae.